Aspergillus glaucus CBS 516.65 is the source of this 4188-nucleotide messenger RNA. RefSeq names its product cleavage/polyadenylation factor CFT1. Bases 1 to 4188 code for a protein of 1395 amino acids. Gene Ontology annotation, cellular component: mRNA cleavage and polyadenylation specificity factor complex; nucleus. NCBI's taxonomy places the organism in Eukaryota, Fungi, Ascomycota, Eurotiomycetes, Eurotiales, Aspergillaceae. The record is from RefSeq and is a predicted model, not a curated record. Gene Ontology annotation, molecular function: nucleic acid binding; protein binding. The transcript is spliced from 9 exons.
AUGCAGUGCUAUACUGAGCUGUUGCCCCCGACGGGGGUCACACAUGCCUUGACGGUACCCUUCCUUUCUGCUACUGCAACUAACCUGGUGGUUGUGAGGACAUCGCUUCUUCAAAUUUUCUCUCUGCUCAAAAUUGCUCGACCGGAAGGUGGAAUUAACGGUGACGGGUCAACAAGACCAGAGCAAUCCGAGACCACGAAACUGAUCCUUGAGAAGGAAUGUCCUAUUUCCGGAACAGUGACUGAUCUUAGCCGAGUCAAGAUUCUGAACUCCAAAAGUGGCGGAGAGGCCAUUUUAAUUGCGUUUCGAAAUGCAAAAUUAAGCUUGAUUGAAUGGGAUCAGGAGCGCCAUAACAUCUCUACCAUUUCCAUCCACUAUUAUGAACGGGAUGAUUUGACCCGUAGUCCCUGGGUGCCUGAUUUGGGCAGUUGUGGCAGCAGUCUCAGUGUGGAUCCGAGCAGUAGUUGUGCAGUGUUCAAUUUUGGAAUUCGGAACCUUGCCAUUCUACCUUUCCAUCAACCCGGAGAUGACUUGGUAAUGGACGAUUAUGACUCAGGCGACGAGGGGAGAAACCAUGCUGCUGAUGCCGAAAAGACCAAGAAUGGCAUGACCUACCAGACCCCAUAUGCUUCGUCUUUUGUCUUGCCCGUGGCCGCGUUGGACCCUUCCUUACUCCAUCCAAUAAGUUUCGCCUUUUUAUAUGAAUAUAGGGAGCCGACUUUUGGUAUUUUGUAUUCUCAGGUUUCAACCUCAACCGCGCUUCACCAUGAAAGGAAGGAUGCUGUUUUCUAUACUGUUUUCACGCUAGAUUUGGAACAGCGAGCGUCCACAACGUUGCUCUCGGUCUCCAGACUACCUAGUGAUCUCUUCAAAGUGGUAGCUCUCCCACCACCUGUCGGGGGUGCUUUGCUCAUUGGCUCCAACGAGCUAGUGCAUGUUGACCAGGCAGGCAAAACAAACGCAGUUGGGGUCAAUGAGUUCUCUAGGCAGGUUUCGGCCUUUUCAAUGGCCGAUCAAUCAGAUCUGGCUCUUCGCCUCGAAGGGUGCACAGUUGAACGUCUUGCUGAUAAUAACGGUGAUUUAUUAAUGGUGCUUUCCAACGGUGAUUUUGUUUUGGUCAAUUUUAGGCUUGAUGGAAGGUCGGUCUCUGGCAUUUCGGUGCAACCUCUACCUGCCACCGCAGGCGGGAAUAUUAUGAAGUCACCUCCGUCAUGUUCCGUUUUCCUUGGAGAUGGGAGACUAUUCGUCGGUAGCGAGGAUGCGGAUUCGUUGCUUGUGAGCUGUUCCAAUCCAGUCUCUGGCGCCAAGAAACCGCGGUCACAGCUCAAGCAUGAUGUGGACGAUUUUGACGGUCUCUCGGAUGAGGAUCAAAGCGAAGAUGACGCCUACGAAGAUGAUCUAUAUUCAUCAGCGCCUGAUAUGCCUGCCGACGGGCGUCGUGCAUCUACCGAGACAUCGCCAUUUGGGCCAUACAGUCUCCGAGUAGACGACAGAUUGCCCAACAUCGGUCCACUGAGAGAUGUGACUUUAGGUAAAUCCUUCUCGAACGUGACGAGCAAGGAUCCCAAUGCCGAGGGUGUCUCUUCAGAGCUUGAACUCGUGGCCACUCAAGGCUCUGACAGAAAUGGCAGUCUGGUGGUUAUGAAACGCGCGAUUGAUCCUCAUGUCAUUACAUCCAUGGAGGUUGACUCGGCCGACAAUGUCUGGGCAGCAUCUGUGGCCCACAGAAGAACGGCACUGACCAGCGCUACCGACAAAACGGAUAAGAAAGAGAUCCGCCAUUAUGUGAUCAUUCCGAAAAUCAAGGAUUCCGACAAAGAAGAGUCGGAAGUAUUUGUUGUGGAUGGAAGUGACUUGAAAUCUUUCGAAGCUCCCGAAUUCAACCCGAAUGGGGAUUUCACAAUCGAUGUUGGCGUGUUGGCAGAAAAGACUCGGGUAGUCCAGGUUCUAAGAAACGAAGUGAGAAGCUAUGAUCUUGACUUGGGUUUAGCCCAGAUUUACCCCGUAUGGGAUGAAGACACCAGCGAGGAACGAAUGGCAGUGAGCACCAGCCUUGCAGACCCGUACCUUGCGAUUCUUCGGGAUGAUUCGACGUUACUGCUUCUCCAAGCAGAUGACAGUGGAGACCUUGACGAAUUACCGAUUAAUGAAACCGUUACUUCGAUAAAAUGGUUUUCAUGCUGUCUGUACCGAGAUACUAACAAGGUCUUUUCCUUUUCCGAAUCAACUCCUGAUGGCUCUAACGAGAGCGACAUUCUUCUCUUUCUGCUUAGCUCAGAUGGAAAUUUAUUUAUUUUCCGACUUCCUGACCAAAAGCUGCUGUCAACAAUCGACGGGGUUGAUUGCUUGCAGUCGAUUCUCUCAAUUGACCCACCAAAACGAUCGGCUACGCGUGAGAAGCUAGUCGAGGCCGUUGUCGCGGACCUCGGAGAUUCAUAUAGUAGCCAGCCGUAUUUGAUCGUGCGAACCGAGAACGACGACCUUUUCAUAUACAGGCCAUACUUAGCCCCAGGCACAACGGACGGAGAGCCGUUUAGUUUGCGUUUCUUUAGGGAGGCGAACCAUUUUCUACCAGAGGUCCCUUCCAGUUUGGAUGCGGACAAUUCGAAUGUGGGCUUUCAAGGGACUAAACCAUUGCGUAUAUUGCCCAAUGUGUCGGGGUUACGUGCCGUCUUCAUGCCAGGUGCAUCAGCAGGUUUUGUUGUCAAGACACCUACAUGUGUGCCUCAUGUCAUACGCCUAAGGGGGGACUAUGUACGCGGUCUAAGUAGCUUUGACUCGUUUGCUCUUGGAUGCAUUGACGGCUUUGUUUAUGUGGAUUCAAAUGAUGUCAUUCGAGCAUGUCAAUUGCCUAAAGAUACUCAAUUCGACUAUUCGUGGACAUUGCGAAAGGUUCACAUAGGGGAGAAUGUCGACCAUGUGGCUUAUUCUUCUUCGUCCGAAACAUAUGUACUUGGGACUAGCCACAAGGCCGAAUUCAAGUUACCUGAAGAUGACGAGCUCCAUACUGAAUGGCGUAAUGAAGUUAUCUCGUUUCUGCCCGAGGUGGACCAAAGCUCGCUCAAAGUCGUCAGUCCAAAAACAUGGUCUGUCAUUGAUAGCUAUCCUUUGGGCCCUGCCGAGCAUGUGAUGGCGGUCAAGAACAUAAAUCUCGAGGUUUCGGAGAACACGCACGAGCGCAAGGACAUGAUCGUUGUCGGAACAGCCAUUGCCCGAGGCGAAGACAUACCCGCGCGCGGUUGCAUAUACGUGUUCGAGGUUAUCAAAGUGGUUCCGGACCCGGAGAAGGAGGAAACAGACCGCAAACUGAAACUCAUAGGCAAGGAACCAGUUCGAGGCGCUGUGACGGCGUUGUCUGGGAUUGGCGGACAGGGCUUUCUCAUUGCCGCACAGGGGCAGAAGUGCAUGGUUAGGGGUCUUAAGGAAGACGGCAGCCUUCUCCCCGUUGCAUUCAUGGAUAUGCAAUGCUAUGUCAACGUGGUCAAGGAACUCAAAGGCACUGGAAUGUGUAUACUGAGUGACGCCGUGAAGGGGACCUGGUUUGCGGGCUACUCGGAGGAACCAUAUAAGAUGAGUCUGUUCGGCAAAGACCCAGAAUAUCUCGAGGUCGUCGCUGCAGAUUUCCUCCCAGAAGGCGACAAACUAUUCAUUCUAGUCGCCGAUAGCGACUGCAACCUUCACGUCCUGCAAUAUGACCCAGAGGACCCCAAAUCAUCCAACGGCGACCGCCUCCUAAGCCGCAGCAAAUUCCACCUCGGCCACUACGCAACCACUCUAACCCUCCUCCCCCGAACCGCCGUCUCCUCCGAACAAGCCCUCCUCCAACCCGACGAGAUGGACAUCGACGAAGUUCACACCGCGAACCACCAGGUCCUCGUCACGACGCAGAACGGCUCCGUGGGUCUCAUCACGCCCGUUGCGGAGGAAUCGUACCGUCGUCUCUCGGCACUGCAGUCCCAGCUCACUAAUACCAUCGAACAUCCUUGUGGAUUGAAUCCUCGUGCGUUCCGGGCGAUUGAGAGUGACGGGGCUGCGGGGCGGGGAAUGGUUGAUGGUAGUCUGCUGUGUCAGUGGUUGGAUCUGGGCAAACAGCGUAAGACUGAGAUUGCCACUAGAGUGGGUGCGAAUGAGUGGGAGAUCAGGGCAGAUCUAGAGGCUAUAAGUGGUAGCGGGCUUGGAUAUUUGUGA